GUAAUACUUACCUUUUCCUCUACAAGUACACAAAAAACCCAUUUUUUUAUAUACAAUGAAAUUCACUGGUACUAUUCUUUUUGUGUCCGCUGCCUAUCUUGCUUCUCUUGUAUCUGCAGAGCCAAUUGUAUCUAUUACCUCUCCUUUGAUCAAUACCCGUUACAAGGCAGGUUCUGAAGCUAUCAUUUCUUGGAUCAAUCCUAGUGUUGCCACUAUUCCCCAGAUUGUUUUAGCCAAGGGUAAAUCAAAUGCCCUUCAACCUCUUCAUGUAAUUGCUACCAACGUCAAUGCUCAAGACAUGAAGUACGUCUGGAAGAUCCCCUUUGAGAUUGACAAUGCUGAUGAUUAUGCUUUCGAACUCGGAAAUUCACCUGAUCUUGCCUUUGCUGGUCCUUUCACCAUUGAAGGUGGUGUUGGUGGUAACCCUGCUAGCUCUUCCAACACAACGGUGGGUACAGCAAACUCUGUUCCUGCAGCUGCUCCUGCUUCACCCGCUACUGGUGGUGGAAGUGCACCAGCCAACAACGCUGCUGCUCCCGCUUCAGCUGCCUCCACCGCUGGUACCAGCUCAACUUCUCACAGUGCCAGUGCCUCCCAUGCUGCUUCAGCGGCUACCAAGGAACAAGCCGGUCAAGCUGUUGCUGCCAUUGGUUUGGUUGCUGCUUUCGCUUCUCAAUUCUUCUAAUUAAUUUUUCUCUUCUUACUACCACUAUUAUUCCCCUCCCCCCCCCCCUUUUUUUUUCUUACACACAAUUAUUUACUGUACUCCGUACUCAACCUUUUAUAGUACUAUUUUCUC
Molecule: messenger RNA, 799 nt
Organism: Mucor mucedo
Lineage: Eukaryota; Fungi; Mucoromycota; Mucoromycetes; Mucorales; Mucoraceae
Exons: 2
Coding region: 56-685 (209 amino acids)
Source: RefSeq, a predicted model, not a curated record